AUGAAGACCCUGAUCGUGCUUGCCCUGAUCGCCCUUGUGGCCGUCAACGCCAACCAGAACGCCAAGACGCUGCGAUACGAGAACGUGCAGGAUGGCGAUGCGAGCUACAAAUUCGCGUUCGAAUCGGAUGACGGUAUCGCGCGCCAGGAGCAGGGAGAGCUCAAGAACGAAGCUGACGGCAUGAAUGUGCAGGGCAACUUCAAGUUCGUCGCUGACGAUGGCCAGGAGUACGUGGUGCAGUACGUGGCUGAUAGCCAGGGCUUCCAUCCGGAGGGUGAUCACAUCCCGAAGGAGUACGUUGAGAACGUGCCCAGCCUGUAAGGGAACCUUCGAGCCGA
Messenger RNA from Anopheles nili, 338 nucleotides. RefSeq names its product larval cuticle protein 16/17-like. Gene Ontology annotation, molecular function: structural constituent of chitin-based larval cuticle. The record is from RefSeq and is a predicted model, not a curated record. The transcript is spliced from 2 exons. Lineage: Eukaryota; Metazoa; Arthropoda; Insecta; Diptera; Culicidae. Gene Ontology annotation, cellular component: chitin-based extracellular matrix. Bases 1 to 321 code for a protein of 106 amino acids.